Ciona intestinalis (vase tunicate) is the source of this 1362-nucleotide messenger RNA. The record is from RefSeq and is a predicted model, not a curated record. Lineage: Eukaryota; Metazoa; Chordata; Ascidiacea; Phlebobranchia; Cionidae.
AUGAAUUGUUGCAUUCCCGGCUGCUCCUAUUCCCACAAGGAAGGUAGAGAAAGACGGUCACUAUUCUCCAUAAGACGUCCAGAAUUUGGGAAAACCGCUAGCGAAAAACUGCACCGAACAGAUUUGACAAAUUUUAUUUUAAGGUUAAGAGAUCCACUUAAAGGAGAUAACAUAAAACAACUGCUACAUAAAGAAAAGGCAACCAUUUGUGAAAUUCACUUUUCUGAAGAUGAUUUCAUCGUGCACAAUACACGAAAAAGUUUAAAAUCUGGCGCAAUGCCGAAAUUUUUCUUGCCUGCCAAGUGCAAAACUACACAAAAAGUUAUUCAGUACCAAAAGCAUUACUAUAUUUCAGAACAGUGGGGUUUGGUAUUUAGAAACAAUUACUUAUUCUUAGAAUAUGUAGAGAGAGAAAAUGAUAUUCAGCCAAGCAUCAGGUACAAAAGUUUAUUUGAGGUUUUGCCUAAAAGUAUAUUUUCAUAUUUAAAACUUAUUUACAUAACGAUUUGUAUUUCCCUAUUUUCACACAGUAUUUGUCUUUCAUUGGAUUUGAUUAUUUUGUGGGUGGCCUUUGGUGGAUGGCGAACAGAUAUUGCACAGUUUGAGGUGUGCAAUUUAAAAACAACAAUUCUUAAAGAAUUCUUAGUUGAGGUUGGUGGACAAAGGUGCUACCCUUGUGAUAAGUAUGAUAUCAAAACAAAGUACAACAAAAAGUAUACUUCAUUGAAAAAUGUGCAAGAUGAUGAUUUAGUGACUGUGGAUGAAGACACACACAAUGACAUAAUUGAAUUAUAUCAUAAAGAAAAUGAUGAGAUGAAUGAUUGGCAAAAAAUGUUUUUUUCAAAUCAAUGCCAAAAUGCAAAGACAUCUCCCAAGCAGAGACGAUAUCACCCAGAUGUGAUACGGUGGGCGAUCGAGCUGUAUGCACGAUCCCCUGCUGCAUACAAUCAACUUAAAACUUCUGGGGUGUUGACUCUACCAUCUUCAAAAACUCUGCAACAGUACAGGUAUGAAAAAGUACACCAUUGUUAAUUUGUUUGUUACACAAUAUAUAGUUAUUCCCACCAUAGUCGUCAGUCGAUAAAUCCAACUAAUUUUCCAUGUUAUAGUUAUUAGUUAUAAACAAAAAUGUUUAAUUUUAACGUGUUUUUUUUGUAGAAAUGUGGCUUCAAAUUCAUCGGGAAUAAACAGAAUUGCAAUGCAGCAACUAAAAGACAGUGUUGAGGGAUACAUAACUGUUGAUGAAAUGAAAGGUAUGUUUAACGCAAACUCAAAACUUUGUUUACUUCAAAUCUAUGACACAUAAUUUUAAAUGCUCUUUCAGUUCAAGAAAGUUUGGUACUAAAACAUGGAAAAUUAGUU